Dendroctonus ponderosae (mountain pine beetle) is the source of this 1911-nucleotide messenger RNA. RefSeq lists its product as uncharacterized. Lineage: Eukaryota; Metazoa; Arthropoda; Insecta; Coleoptera; Curculionidae. The coding region runs from base 254 to 1552 and encodes 432 amino acids. The transcript is spliced from 2 exons. The record is from RefSeq and is a predicted model, not a curated record.
UUUCAACAAACUGAACUUGAGUAUUAAGCGGAGCUUUGAUAGUCGCAACUUUAUCUUUUACUCAAAUAAUUUGAUGUUUACAUAUUCAUAUCAGGCCCAAUAUGUAAAACCCGAAUUUGUCGCGUUUCAUCACCUGUUCCGCUAAUUAGUAUCCAAUUUUAAGUUUCAGCUUGUAGUGGUGAUCGUCAUGUGGUAAACUAGGUGUGUGUUACUUGCCGAUAUCCGUUCCACAGGGCCUGAUUGAACUGCAAAAAUGAAAGCUGUACUUCUGGCUUUGGCCUUUAUUGGCACUUGGUGCGUUUCCAAAGGCCAAAAUGAUCUGACCAUAUCCACUGACUUCUUGACCCGCGUGAAUUUCGACAUUUCCGAAGCCCGAAUUCCCAACUAUCUAGUGGGAGUCAUCUACGAGCGUCCCGUGCAGAAAGGUCUGUCUUCUGAAGCGAUUUUAAGCCUCUACCGGGCCAAUCAGACGUCGCUUAACACUACUCAGACCAUUCUGAGCCAGUUGAACAUCACCCAAACUCGGAUGUUCAGUAUCAAUGGGCUUAACUAUACUUUGGAGCUGUUCAACUGGACCUUUUCGCAAUUCUACACUACUCUUACUGCAAAUUUGAAUUUGACCGGCCAAGUAGCCCUAAGGAAUGCCCUGAUUGCCCUGCAAAUUGAUGCAGACGCAUUUUCAAGCGGUCUGAACUUUGGUCAGCCUGAUCCUUGGACGGUGUUUAUCCAGGGCAACUUUACCUUGGAAAACCUGCAGGCAGCCUGCAACGCAGCUAAUAUUACUCUGGAAGUUCUUUGGGAGCAGAUCAGGAAUUUGUUCCUGGAAAGUGCCAGCAGGUAUGAAGUGCUCGAUUUUGUCCAGCUGCUGAUCAACCACGGCAUUGGACAGUCGCAAGCCUUGAUUAUUUGGAACGUCGUUCCUGUUACUGUAGACCACGUCUACAGUUUGCCUGUAUUCAAUCAAGUUAUCACGAACUUCAGCACGCGAGUGAACAGCCAGACAGCAUUGGGAGUGUUGAUUAGUCCCCAAGAAGUGGUUAUUCACAGAGAAAUUCAUGACAUUUUCAUCGACGAUAGAGAACUGUUGGACAUUUGGGCAAAUACUCUCGUGACGAGAACUAGAUUAAACAUCGGCAUCAUCAAUCACACCAUCUACCAUAAUCUGGUGGUUCUACGACACAACGUUGAAACACCUUUCACCAAUCUAACAACCAUUAACGUAACUGCGGUUAACUCCAAUCUGACUAACUGCAGUUAUGUAACGUUCCAGAAUAAUGCCAUUUUGGUCACCAGCGUCCCGACAGCUACUUUCGUCAAUGAUACCUAUGAAAUACCACGCAAUGUGAUAACCAACGUUUUCUCUGGAAGUGCUUUGGUGUGCAACAACACUCUCUUUGGCCUGGUGAGAGGAGUUGAAGGCGAAGUGAUCAUUGCUGAUGCCUUCUCGGACUUUGUCGCUCCUGCCAGCUCAGCCCAGUUACUGCAAGGGCUCAAAGCAGUUAUUUUUGGAGGUUUUGCUUUGCUGCUGAUGUCCAAAAGUGUUAUCUUUUAAAUGAGAUUCAGGUUUUGGGGUCGUGUACUUUCCGGUUCAUUUUACCUUUUGACCAAACACAGUAUUUUUUCAUGUCCGCUGGUUUCUCGUAGUAAUUUAAAGUGUCUUCAUAAAUCUUAGCUUAAGACAUUGUAUUAUUUAUGUGAGUGUAAACAAUUGCGAGGUCAAUUCAGGGACAUGUUACCAAAUAAUUUAAAACGUUGAAACUUUCCUGUGGAACUUGAGGAGAAACAAUUUCCUGCUAUCUUGUUCAAAUAGUGUUUCGACAUUGUUCAACUAAUUACCUCGAAGUUCUCCAUGUCGGAUUGAUCUUUUUGCAAAUAUUUAAUCUGUUGUAAUAAAGUUUUCUUAACUAGUCA